Messenger RNA from Ricinus communis (castor bean), 2332 nucleotides. Its product is annotated as D-3-phosphoglycerate dehydrogenase 2, chloroplastic. Lineage: Eukaryota; Viridiplantae; Streptophyta; Magnoliopsida; Malpighiales; Euphorbiaceae. The transcript has 3 exons. Gene Ontology annotation, molecular function: phosphoglycerate dehydrogenase activity; NAD binding. Bases 153 to 2054 code for a protein of 633 amino acids. The record is from RefSeq and is a predicted model, not a curated record. Gene Ontology annotation, biological process: L-serine biosynthetic process.
CUUAGUUAAAGUUCUAAUAACCUCAAUAACUUUUCCCUCUAAUUGGGAUUCCAUCAUCCCCUCAUAUAUAUGUAUAUAUAUAUAUAAACAUCUAAAAUCUUUGUCAUAAUUUACAGACACAAAAAGAAAAAAAAGAAAAAGACACUAAGGUCAUGGCUUCUUCCUCUGCCAAUUCUAUUCUCACUCCAUCCUUGAUCACCCCUUCUUCUCAAGCAUCUUCGUCAUCACAAUCAAGAUCAUUUCUUGUCCCCUUUUCCCAUAACAACUUCACCUCCUCCACACCCAUAUCCUUAAAAGUCUCCCUUGGCAGGAAUUCUUCAUUAUCAUCUGUCAAGAAUGCAAUAAGCACAGCAGUAGAAUCAGCAACUCCCGUGUCCAGUUCGGAAAAAAUCAAGAAAGAAGACUUUCGAGAAACAAAGCCCACUCCCACCAUUUUAGUGUCCGAGAAACUUGGAGAUGCAGGCCUGAAGCUUCUACGUGAGUAUGGGAAUCUAGAGUGCUGCUACGAUCUCUCAAAGGAAGAUCUCUGCAAGAAGAUCGCGUCAUGCGAUGCACUGAUCGUGAGGAGCGGGACGAAGGUGAGCAGGGAGGUGUUUGAGGCGGCGAAAGGGAGGUUGAAGGUGGUAGGAAGAGCAGGAGUUGGCAUAGAUAAUGUGGAUCUUGGAGCUGCCACGGAGUUCGGUUGCUUGGUGGUUAAUGCACCAACUGCUAAUACAGUUGCUGCUGCUGAACAUGGGAUCGCUUUGCUUGCUGCCAUGUCUCGUAAUGUUGCUCAGGCUGAUGCCUCCAUGAAAGCUGGAGAAUGGCAGAGAAACAAGUACGUAGGAGUAUCAAUUGUGGGGAAGACAUUAGCAGUGAUGGGAUUUGGGAAAGUGGGAACAGAAGUAGCAAGGCGUGCAAAAGGAUUGGGCAUGAAUGUAAUAGCUCAUGACCCUUAUGCACCUGCUGAUAGAGCUCGUGCCAUUGGUGUCGAAUUGGUCUCUUUCGAUCAGGCCAUUGCUUCUGCUGAUUUUGUUUCUCUCCACAUGCCCCUUACUCCUGCUACCCAGAACAUCUUCAAUGAUGAUACUUUUUCCAAGAUGAAGAAUGGAGUUCGCAUUAUUAAUGUUGCUAGAGGUGGUGUCAUCGAUGAAGAUGCCUUAGUCAGGGCCCUUGAUUCUGGCAAGGUCGCUCAGGCAGCACUGGAUGUAUUCAGCGAGGAGCCCCCGUCUAGAGAUGGCAAAUUAGUGCAGCAUAAGAAUGUCACUGCCACACCUCAUCUUGGUGCAAGCACAAAGGAAGCACAGGAAGGUGUAGCAAUUGAAAUAGCAGAAGCUGUUAUUGGAGCACUGGAAGGAGAACUUUCAGCCACUGCUGUGAAUGCCCCCAUGGUUCCUGCUGAAGUGUUGUCAGAACUAGCCCCUUAUGUCAUACUAGCUGAAAAACUUGGCAGGCUUGCUGUACAGCUGGUUGCCGGAGGCAGCGGAAUCAAAUCAGUGAAGGUGCUUUACAAAUCAGCUCGAGACCCAGAUGACCUCGACACCAGACUUCUUCGAGCAAUGAUCACCAAAGGGAUUAUCGAACCAAUAUCAACUUCAAUUAUCAACCUGGUAAAUGCAGAUUUUAUAGCAAAGGAAAAGGGACUCCGCAUCAGGGAGGAACGUGAAAUGGUCGAUACAUCCCCUGAAUCUCCUGUCCACUCACUCCAAGUACAGAUAUCCAACGUUGAUUCUAAGUUUGCAAGUGCUGUUUCGGACACCGGAGACAUAAGCAUCGAAGGGAGGGUGAAAUACGGGAUUCCUCACUUGACACGGGUGGGAUCAUUUGCUGUUGACGUGAGCUUGGAAGGGAACCUCAUUUUGUGCAGGCAGGUAGACCAACCAGGCAUGAUUGGCCGUGUCGGAAACAUUCUCGGCGAGCAUAAUGUCAAUGUCAGCUUUAUGAGUGUUGGGAGAACUGUCAGGAGGAACCAGGCUAUAAUGGCAAUUGGGGUCGAUGAAGAACCUCAAGGCCAGGCACUUGUAAAAAUAGGUGAGGUAUCUGCUAUUGAGGAGUUUGUUUUCCUCAAGUUGUAAAUUGUUGGGGGCUAAUUAAGAAAAAAUAUCCUGAUGAAAUUGUGUUGCUUGGAAGAUGAAUGUUAGUGUUGGUUUUCAGGAAUCUUGUUUGUAAGUGGAGUAAAGAAUAAAGUUGGUUAAGCCACCUGCUAGAGAAGGAUCACAAGCUAUCUAGCUUUGACAUUCUAGGGCUUUCCAAAAUAUUUUAGCUAAGAUUAUAAAUUUUUUUGUGUAGUUAUAUUAGUAUAUAUGUAUGUAUGUUUGUCUAUGAACAGGAGAUGGAUGGUUCUUUUUCUUUA